CUAGGCUGAGGAUACACACCAUACACACCAUACAUGAAGUACUUAAUACCAUAUUCAAGAUGGACGUCGAAGAACGACGCUUUUGUUUACUAUAAAACUAAAUUUACGACUUAAAUUACCUAAAAAUAAAAAAAUAUGGAAACUACCACGAAGUUCAUAAAAAGGUUUUACGAAACUCCUCGAGCGCAAGUAAGAUUUCGUAGUUGUUUUCUUAAAUAUAAUAUGUUUAUGAUAUGAAAUAUUAUAAAUAUAUUAUCUGACAAAUUCUGACAUCCCACUGUAUGAUAUGUAUGGUACUGUAUAUCCGUUCUAGGAGAUCUAUACUUCACUUCGCCAACGGAGUAAAGCAGUACAAAGAGCAAUUAAUGAUGAAGUUUGUGUCGAAGAUAUUCCUGACGAGAUAACAAAGCUGGACAAAGUUAGAAGUCUUUCAACAAACGAAAAGGUGUUUUAUAGUUUAUAUUAAAGUGUGCAAUAGUUAAAUUGAAUAUUGAUUUAUUGAUAUUAAGGUAACUAUUUGACGUUGAUAUUAUGAUUCAUUGAAUUCUUCCUGUUCCCACCGGCAACCCUCUGGGAAAUACAAACUGGAAAGUUUGGAAAUUGUGCGCUGGAGAUUUCAAUGACACUUGCCAGGGGUGGAGAAUCUUGUUCAGGGUCUGGUCACAGAAUAGAGACAAACGGAAGGUCGGCUUCUUGGUUUUCCCAUGAUUUUGAUGUAACCAUAAAUUAAUCUUCAUAGACUUCAUAGUCCUUCCCCCAUUGGGGAAGUUGGCCCCCCUUUUUUUCUUUUCUUUGGGGGGGGGGGUGUUAGUCCCCCCACACCACCCCAGUAGUUCCGGCCUGGGGGUGAAUGUCCCUCAUAAGCGCACUGGCUAGGACCAUAUAGUGUUGGCAUUUUGAUCCAUGUUGGAGUCAGUGAAAAUUUUACCCCAGAGGUUAUAAUCCAAUAUCAUUGCCAGACAUUUGAAUCCCAAAACAUCCCUUACAUCUAUGCCCCUUAUGGUCUUAUUACCCUUUUGAUUCCCAAAUUUCUUAUUCUAAAUAUAACUAAAGGGUUAAGGAUUGCUAAAAAGAUUACAAAAAGGAUUUCAAAUUGUAAACAUACUAAAAGGGUUACAAAAUGUAAAAAAAAAUUAGAAGAAAAGAUAUAUUUUUGGCAAUUUUUCCUAUUAAAAAUUAUUGCCAAACUGCGAAAUAUUAGAACCUGAUGAUUGUGCCCAAUAAACGAACCUUUGAUUUUAUGCAAACUUGGAAUGAAACAAAUAAUUAUUGACACCACAGAUUAAGGUACGCGAACAAUUAUUUCAGCUACUAAUAUCUGCAUAUUAUUUAAAUUUUCCCAUACAUUUUUCAGUUCAUCGAUCAUUUAGCCAUAGUAUGCAUGACUUUGUAAACGGUGGGUUAUUGUUAUUUCGGUAAUUAAAAUUAGUUACAAAUCCUGCCCGUCCAUUUACUGCAUUGUUGCCCAGUUUUAAGUGUCAUAAAAAAAUCAUAUUUUAUUUCCUUGAUUAGUUCAUGGAAUUUUGUUUCCACACUGUACAAUUUUAAUUUGGUAUGAUUUUAUAUAAAAAUUGGUUAACCACCAUAGAAAAUGAACUACUUUUAUAGUAUUUACGCCUAAUUAGGCUUUUUGGUGUCAUUUUUAUGAGUCGAUAUUUCUUGCUAGUAUCGAUAAUUUUCUUCAAAACCCUGGUAUAGAUAGUAUCGAGUAUUUGGUAUCAAUAUCGGCCCAUCCCUAUCAGGAAUGCAGUCCACAGGCAGGAUCAGAGUUUGUGGUUAUGUUAGCAGGCCUUGCUUGUUGGCCACUAUGCCCUCAAAAUAUACUGAAAUCCACGGCCAGUAGUGGCCUGCCCUCAACCCCAGACUACAGUUAUACUUAUGCCUUAGAAUACCAAGUGUGAAGUGUAUGAUUUGUAAAAUUGGCAAUAAAUUUAAAAUAGUAUUUAAUUAAAUGCACCUUUUUGUCAGUGUGUCAGUGGAAUCAUGUAUUAAAAUAUCCAUAGUUUUGUAAAAUAUCCUUCUUAGCUGCAAUGGCCAUUAUUGCCAUUUUCAACCAUUAUAAUAUGACAUUAAAUUAAUAUAGAUCUUAUUGAUGAUGAGUGUGAAUCACCAUGUAGGCAGGGGCGUAGGGAGGGAUGCUGCACCCCCCCCCCCAAUGCUGUGUCCGUCGGCACAAUAAAUUAGUUGUCGGUAAAAUGAAUUGGAUCAAGCCAAUAGGCAAUACCUGAUUGGAGAGAGAUUGUUUGUAGAAAAUUUGUAGAAAAUGCGAGAUCGAAAAGAUGGAUAUGUCGACUGAAAGCUCGGCCCUUUUCCGAACAUUCAGCCAAAUUGGCCAAGAACUUGUUACGCUAAUACGCUAUUUAAUAGUAUUAUAUUUUCUUGCAAUUUUGUGAAAUAUGAUACCAUAGGAAACUCGAAGCACAUGUGCGUGUUGACUGUUGAUGCGUCUGCGCUUCAUUUCAUAAUUUUGUAAAGCCAGUAAAAGUCUUAGAAAUUACACCUAACGGUCUUAUAUACAAUGAGAAAUACGAAGAUGAUUUAAAAGUAUGGACAGUAGCAAGCAAAAACGCAAACGGAAGAGAGAGAAACUGACGUGUUUAGUUUGUAAUUGGUCGUUUGAUGACGAUUGGAUGUUCUUUUUUGAAAUUUAUACCAUGUAUUUUAAGGAACUAUUUCGCCUAUUUAAAAAAUAAAUUAUCUUGGCGGUUACUACUCGGAUUUCAUCGUUGUACAUCACUUAAAAGUAAAUACGGUUCGUUUUGACCACGCCCUAACAACGUGCUAGCCACACCCUUUUGUCGGCAAAAAGUUGUCUUGCACCCCCCGAAAAGGAUAGUCUUCGCUCCGCCCCUGCAUAUAGGUAACCUGAUAGUGGUUAUAAAGAACAAUUUUGGAAAGAUAAUGAUAUUGCAAUAUCCCAGCAAACUGUAGAAUUGAAGUGCAAGAAAAUAAAAGAUUGAAAGAUAUUAAAACUUUCGCAAAUCAAUUUGAACUUGUAUUUUCCCCUAAAGUACCAUUUUGUUCCCUGUCUUUGACAAUGUUUCAAAUGUCAAGUAGCAACACUUUGCUUGCAUUUUCACCCAUUGCCAUUGAGCUCUCCCGUUGAUGAGUAAAAUUGUCUGGCAUUAGACAGUGAAAGUAAAAUCAGAAUGUAGACUGUGCAAACGUACAGACUGAAGUAUAAUGCAACUUAAUCUGUUAACAAGCUAUUAAGCCAUUGAACACCAUCGCUCACCCCUUGAGGAGUAAAAUCAUCUGGCGUUAGACACAGUAAAAUAAUAAAGUAUUUAGGAUGCAGUGCAACUUGAUAUUGACCCUAGUUUACCUAAUCAUAUCAUGCAAAACACACACUUUAGCUACACUCUUGAACUGUCUGUGCCAGUGUAGGUAGUAGAGGUGUGCAAAUCCGAUCGGAUUCGUUCGGAUUUCGGAACAAAAAUAUUCUUUUUCGAUUGGAUCGGAUUGACAACAUUGUUUCGUAGUCGGAUCGGACUUCGAUAUUCGAAAUAAAAUGAAUUAAUUAUCCACGCAUUAUCGCAACAAUUAAUUAUCCAUGCAUUUAUCAAAGCAUUAAUAAAUUACCGCGGUUGUUGCUGCAUUAUUCGUUUGAUACUUCAAUUGGACGUCACUUUGUCAGCUUCUUGACAUGUAUUUCUUGCUUUUAUAUUUAUUGGUUAAAUAUUUCCACUUGGAUGAGAAAUUUAUUUUAUUAAAGGUUCUUCGGAUCGGAUCGGAAUUCUUUAUCAAAACUCGGAUUCGGAUUAGACAAUAUCGGAUUGGAUUUUAAACAUUAGAUCCGAUGCAUACCUCUACUAUGUAGUGGCAAUAAUAUGAACAAGCUUUCGUUGGUGGGGAUGCAACUAUACCUGAAAAAUAUAAGCCAGAAUUUCGACGGUUCGAGCGAAGGCCCUUCGUCUUCGAAAUUCUCCUUUUAUUUUUUAAGCAGUUGCAUCCCCAUCAACGAAAGCUUGUUCACUUUAGAUACACCUACGUCCUUUCCCCUAUAUGUUCCUCAGGGAAAAGCAAAAGCCAGGUUGCAGUUAGUUAGUUAUGUACUUUGCUACAGCUAAUGGUGAUACAUUUCUAUGUAUCCUAGCCUGAGUGGGAGAAAACCAAAUACCCAGAGAAAAGUAUUGGCAGAGCACUGACUAAUCCUUUUCACAUGAAUGUCCUGAGUCCGGAACGAGAAUCGAACCCACAACUUCAGUAGUGAAAGGUGCUUGCUCUGAACAAUGCAAUAUUUUUGUAAAUAUUAUUGAGUGGCCUCAGGCCCCAACCAUCUUCCCCGUGCUGUCACAGUUUCUCCAUGCUUUUCCAGCUGUGCGUUGCAGGCAUAAUAAACGACAAGGACUCGCAAGUAAAACAAAGCAGUAACAAGCAGCUUGUUGGCAUACAUCUAACUUUCUACUGUCGUUUUUUACUAUAUUUCUUUUUUAUUCAGGUAAUAGAUUUUCCUCUUGAUGAACGAAAUCAAGAAAUUGAAUUUGAUGAAUCUCUGUGCAAUUGUGAUGAACCAACAAUUCCUGAAACACUUCUUUCAGAAUGUGAAAGCAAAGUGUCAGAAAUAUAUAAUACUAUUCUUCAAGAUCAGGUAUAGAAUUGUCAAUUUGCUUAUCCUAAAAACGGGUUCAAGAGUGCCUUUGCUCUUUACCACUGUUCUUUACCAUUGAAUGAUCAGUAGCAGGUAAAAAUCAGGGUAUCCACGGGCCUUUCCAGGACUGAAAAGUCCUUGAAAAUUAGUAAAAGCCCUUGAAAGUCCUGGAACCAAUUUCCUUAACCUCCAGCUGUGCCAACAUUAGUGAUUAUGAUUAAAAUUACUGAAUAAAGUGAAUUAUUUACGGCAAAUCCGUGCCAUUUUCAAAGAUUUUGCCCAGUUGUAGGUCCUUGAAUUUACUGAAAGCCUUGAAAGUCCUGGAAACGUCCUUGAAUUUCACCUUCACCAAAGGGUGCAUGGACACCUUGAAAAAUGUCUAUUGAUUUUGUACAUGGUACUGUGGCUUAUUAAUCAUGAUGCUGAUGCAGAUUAAACUCUAUAAAUUGUCCUUGAGUCUUGACAAUCAUUACAGUUUCGCGUGAUAAUAUGGCAAAUAUAGACGAUGUUUUAUUAAAAAUACAAGCGAAGAUAAUUGACGAGUUAUUUGACGCCGUGAUGAACCCUUUAAUCAUGCAGCCUUUGGGUACAAUAGGGCUAAAUGACUAUAGGUGGAAUAAAGACAUCUUUUGUUAGUUGGAGUUUUCUGUUGUCGUUUAAAGGAAAUUAAAGGAUUGACUUGUCUUUUUAGAAGCAACGCGAGUUGCUGAAUUGGUCAUUAAAAGUUGUAAAUGAUAGAGAAAUUAUUGUUGAAGGUCAAAGAAGGUAUUUUGUUGUCAGUCUUUUACGAACCUGCUUUUUUCUACAUCAGUUUUGAAGUUUUCUGGAAGCGUGCGCCCGUGUACAUUAUGUUGAAUAAACAUUCUUCAAUUGUUUUCAGCGGUGAUCCUUCAGACAUAAGUUGGAAAACGUCUGUGAUAUGUGAGAGAAUUUCUACAAAUGUAGUUCGGAGCAAAAAGGGGACAUUGUAUUUUCUCCUUGGAGAAAUUAAUGCAAACGAUAUGAUUGAAAAAAGUAAGUCAGAAAUUUAGUUCAUGAAAUGCCUGGAAAGUUAGUUGAGACUUGAGGCCUUUCAACUCGAAACAGAUUUUCAGUAAAAUGUAGUGCAAAAAUAGACAAGAUGUUUCCUGUCAACACAACGUUUAUUUAUUUGUAAAAUUAUACAAUUCAUAUAGUAAUGCAGGUUCGAUGUGACUGGUUGAGCUACUCACCGUAUAGCAAACUCAUAUACAAUGAGUAGCGAAUUCAAAAUGUCGGCAGGAAAACCGCAAUUCCAUAUUUGCAGUUUCUGAAUUAAUGAUAAUUUCUAUAGACUAUAUCGAAAGAGUAACGAAAAAAACAUGAAGAAAAUUAUAAAUUCUUCAGAAUGUCGCCAACAAAACGAAGUAAAUUUUUCGUCAACAAGCAAAGAAAGUUUUAGAUAUGCAAAAAAAUAUCUCGCGUUUUCAGCAAUAUUGUUCUAAAACCAAGUUGCGACAUGCAUUGCCAUUGUGCCAGAACAAACUGUCAUAAUAUCACAAUAUACAGAAGAGUCUAAUUGCACAGGUUAAUCGUGGAUGUCUAAUAUCUUAUAAACAAUUAUACCAUUCUGUUUCUGGUGUUAUGCACUCCGGUGAAGAGAUAUGUUUGUGAUGCUGUCCCUGACCAUGUCCAUGCACAAGCUGAAACAUUUGAUUGACUGGGGUGGGAAUCGAAUCCGCGAGGUCAAGUCGGUUCGAGUACGUGAUAUUUCGGAACUAGAAGUUCUAGUUCUAUCGCACGAACUAGACUGAGUUCCGAAGUAUCACCCACUCGAACCGACUUGACCUCGUAGCUUAGUUGGUAGAGAAAUGGAUUCGUGAGUUCGAUUCCCACCGCGGUCAAGCAAACGUUUCGGCUUGCCCGGUGUCAACCGGUGUGGACAUACUCAGAGACAACAUCACAAAUUAUACCAUUCGCUCUCGUCACAUAUAACUAGCGAGUAGCAGUUCAUAUACACGACUCGAGCUUAAUAAUUCUUGAAUGUAUAAUCCGUACGAAUAAAGAUCCACGCUUAUACGAAUCGGAAGCCGUUGUCGUUGAAUCUUAUCGUCAACCCUGAUAAAAGAUUUUUUCUCUAGGUUUUUCUGAAGAGAUUGUAAGCAUGUUCAAGUAUGGAUUUCCACCUAACUGGGGAGAUAUAUUUUCAAAGAUUGUUUCGGACCAACCUGAACGGUAA
Molecule: messenger RNA, 6788 nt
Organism: Paramuricea clavata
Lineage: Eukaryota; Metazoa; Cnidaria; Anthozoa; Malacalcyonacea; Plexauridae
Source: the annotation of a GenBank genome assembly